Molecule: messenger RNA, 1909 nt
Organism: Clupea harengus (Atlantic herring)
Lineage: Eukaryota; Metazoa; Chordata; Actinopteri; Clupeiformes; Clupeidae
Product: phosphoribosyl pyrophosphate synthase-associated protein 1
Biological process (GO): purine nucleotide biosynthetic process; 5-phosphoribose 1-diphosphate biosynthetic process
Cellular component (GO): cytoplasm; ribose phosphate diphosphokinase complex
Molecular function (GO): ribose phosphate diphosphokinase activity; ATP binding; magnesium ion binding
Source: RefSeq, a predicted model, not a curated record
AUUUAACCAAUGAAAACAAUUGUGGGAUUUUUUUAUUCUGACCGCAUUGCAACAAAGUUUACCGUGGUGCAAGUGAAGCUUUUUUUUGUGUUAUUCUUUAUCCGAUUUCGCGGUUUAAUACAACAUGUAAAGGAUGUGAAAGGGCACCAUUUAGAAACAUUUUUUCGACUCUUGUGUAAUACGCCUAAGGAGCGAAGUACAAACGUUUCCCUGUUUUUUUCCUUGUUUAUGGCAUGGUAGACAAACCCAUCGUUCUGGAAAGCGAUCGAUGACUGGCUCUCGAACUAAAGUUGAUAGUAGUCGCCUAACACACCCAUAGGUGGCUGCUUGCUUUCGAAUUUGUUUGCCUUGUAUGCGUAGUUAGUGAGACGACGUAUUUGUAGAAGCACAUUCAGGCCAGCAGCUUGGUAGGCUACAUGCUUUUUUCAAGUGUGCCACGGUGGUUUUAAUGCAGAGUUGCUGUAUUCAGUUACCUAUCUACGGGCCAGCGUUGUUGGUGGUCCAUUUGUAGGUCCAGUUUUUUGCUGGGGUAGCGACAGAGGAAAACAGGACAUCCCUGAAGUUCCAGUUAGCUGUAGCUGUAAACCACGGCGGCAGUGGUCGGUGAAAUUGUGUCUGUGUAACUUAGCCUGUAGCACCAAUACCAGGGAAUAGCCUACAUCGAAGGCUAACUUUACCACCAGUGCCAUUGCAGCAGUCCUAUGGUUAUCAUUCAAGAAUGAAUGUCGGGAAAAGUGGCUAUCGUGUCUUCUCUGCCAACUCCACCACAGCAUGCAUAGAGCUCUCCAAGAAGAUCACAGAGCGUCUUGGUGUUGACUUGGGAAAGUCUGUGGUCUAUCAGGCUUCUAACAAAGAAACCAGAGUAGACGUGAAGGAGUCUGUUCGUGGGCAGGACAUCUUCAUCAUCCAGACCAUACCCAGAGAUGUGAACACCGCCAUCAUGGAGCUGCUGAUCAUGGCCUACGCCCUGAAGACGUCAUGUGCGAAGAACAUCAUCGGGGUCAUCCCCUACUUCCCCUACAGCAAGCAGUGUAAGAUGAGGAAGAGGGGCUCUAUCGUCUGCAAACUGCUGGCCUCCAUGUUGGCCAAAGCAGGUUUAACUCACAUCAUCACCAUGGAUCUGCACCAGAAGGAGAUCCAGGGCUUCUUCGGUUUCCCCGUGGACAACCUGCGGGCUUCUCCCUUCCUGAUUCAGUACAUCCAAGACGAGAUCCCAGAUUACAGAAAUGCUAUUAUUGUCGCCAAAUCCCCAUCGGCUGCAAAGAGAGCCCAGUCCUACUCCGAGAGGCUGCGUCUGGGUCUAGCGGUGAUCCACGGCGAGGCACAGUGCUCCGAGUCUGACAUGGCCGACGGGCGCCAGUCUCCCCCCCUGGUGCGCUCCUCCAGCGGCCACCCCGGCCUGGACCUCCCCUUGAUGAUGGCGAAGGAGAAGCCGCCCAUGACCGUGGUGGGAGACGUUGGUGGAAGAAUCGCCAUCAUUAUCGACGACAUCAUAGACGACGUGGAGAGCUUCGUGGCGGUGGCUGAGCUUCUGAAGGAGAGGGGCGCCUAUAAGAUCUACAUCAUGGCCACGCACGGCCUGCUGUCGGCCGACGCCCCGAGGCUCAUAGAGGAGUCUGCCAUUGAUGAGGUCGUGGUCACUAACACGGUCCCUCACGAGGUGCAGAAGCUGCAGUGUCCAAAGAUCAAGACGGUGGACGUGAGCAUGAUCCUGGCCGAGGCCAUCCGCCGCACCCACAACGGCGAGUCCAUGGCCUACUUGUUCCGGAACAUCACCACGGAUGACUAAGCCUGGCCACGCUCGCUGAGACUGGGAGGCAGGAGACCUGGAGAGAAGGAGGGACCAAGUGGCUGCCUGUUACCCGUCGUAACACACACACACACACACACACACACACACACACACACA